AGACGGGAGCAGGAGUUGACUGGGGAGGGCGAGCGAGUUCUACGUAGCGCCCGCUCAGAGGGUCGGCUUCCUCUCCCCCUCCCGCGCGGGGCGGGGUGGUGCGUUCCGAGUUCCCAGGAGUUCGAAGCGGGCGGGUGCCGGGGGGAGGGGAGUGGCGGCGGCGGCGGUGGCGGCGGGCGGCUCCUGCCUCAGCUUCGGCAGUGGCGUUGGCGACGGCAGAGUCGAGGCAGCCGCGAGCGCUCCGCUGAGUGUCAGCCGGCGGCGACGGCUCAAGAACUAGGAGUUAGGGACGCGCGCGCCGGACCUUCCGCUGCCGCCCUACAGCGGCAGCUGCUGCUGCCGCCGCCCAGAGCCUAAGGAGCUGAGGCUGGGGGAGUUGGUGGGGGCAGGCGUGCGAGCGGGCUGGGGGGAGGGUGGGGAAUGGCGCGGACCCCGGGGCCGGCUUCGCUGUGUCCCGGAGGCGGCAAAGCACAACUUUCCUCCGCUUCUCCCCCUGGGGCCGGGCUCCUGCUGCCGCCCCCGACGCCACCGACGCUGCUGCUACUGCUGCUCUUCCCGCUGCUGCUCUUCUCCCGGCUCUGUGGUGCCUUAGCUGGACCAAUAAUUGUGGAGCCUCAUGUCACAGCAGUAUGGGGAAAGAAUGUUUCCCUGAAGUGUUUGAUUGAAGUAAAUGAAACUAUAACACAAAUUUCAUGGGAGAAGAUACAUGGCAAAAGUUCACAGACUGUUGCAGUUCAUCAUCCUCAAUAUGGAUUCUCUGUUCAAGGAGAAUAUCAGGGAAGAGUCUUGUUUAAAAACUAUUCACUUAAUGAUGCAACAAUUACUCUACAUAACAUAGGAUUUUCUGAUUCUGGAAAAUACAUAUGUAAAGCUGUUACAUUCCCACUUGGAAAUGCUCAGUCCUCUACAACUGUAACUGUAUUAGUUGAACCCACUGUGAGCCUGAUUAAAGGGCCAGAUUCUUUAAUUGAUGGAGGAAAUGAAACAGUGGCAGCCAUUUGUAUUGCAGCCACUGGAAAACCAGUUGCACAUAUUAAUUGGGAAGGUGAUCUUGGUGAGAUGGAAUCCACUACAACUACUUUUCCAAAUGAAACAACAACAAUUGUCAGCCAAUACAAGCUGUUUCCAACCAGAUUUGCUAGAGGAAGGCGAAUUACUUGUGUUGUAAAACAUCCAGCCUUGGAAAAGGACAUCCGAUAUUCUUUCAUACUAGAUAUACAGUACGCUCCUGAGGUUUCAGUAACAGGCUAUGAUGGAAAUUGGUUUGUAGGAAGAAAAGGUGUUAAUCUCAAGUGUAAUGCUGAUGCAAAUCCACCACCCUUCAAAUCUGUGUGGAGCAGGUUGGAUGGACAGUGGCCUGAUGGCUUAUUGGCUUCAGACAAUACUCUGCAUUUUGUCCAUCCACUGACUUUCAAUUAUUCUGGUGUUUAUGUCUGUAAAGUGACAAAUUCCCUUGGUCAAAGAAGUGAUCAAAAGGUCAUCUACAUUUCAGAUGUUCCAUUUAAGCAGACCUCUUCCAUCGCCAUAGCUGGAGCUGUAAUUGGCGCUGUCCUUGCCCUUCUCAUCAUUGCUGUCUUUGUGACUGUGCUGCUGACUCCUCGAAAAAAGAGACCUUCCUAUCUUGAUAAAGUGAUUGACCUUCCACCCACACAUAAACCACCUCCUAUGUAUGAUGAACGAUCCCCCCCUUUGCCUCAAAAAGACCUUCUAUUUCAGACUGAACACUUGCCUUUGCAGACUCAGUUCAAAGAAAGAGAAGUUGGCUGUCUGCAGCACUCUAAUGGAGUAAAUAGCAGGAGAUUUGACUAUGAAGAUGAGAAUCCAGUGGGGGAAGCUGGGCGUCAGCAGAUGUACCCCCUUUACAAUCAGAUGUGCUAUCAAGACCGAAGCUCUGGCAAACGUCAUCAGAACGAGGACCCUGAGAGAGUCUACAUCAACCCGCGAGAACAUUACGUGUGACUUCCCUUUGUUUUCUAAUGGGUGUUCUAACCAAUGUCAUUCUUAGAUUGGGGAGAGAAACCCAGGUCAAUAGUUAUUAUUUUAUUCUCUCUCAUAUAAAACAAUCCCAGUCUAAGCGUAUCGGAAGUUGUGAUGAACACCUUGGAGCCAAUAGCGAAGUUCUUUCUUUCGUGAAUAUUUGCUUCACCACCAGCUGUGUUUGAGAACUUGACUAUAGCUUUGUGCGUUUCUGUGGGGAUGGUGUUUAACUACUAACAUUUGGCCUACAGUGGCACGUUCAUUUAAAAGUAGAGCAUCUGCUUGUGAUGACAGCAGUGAUUCUCCAGAAAGAAAGGCCCCAGCUGGGACCGUUCACCUCGCCGGGUCUCCGGCAGGCCAGCCUGUUCAUCUGUAACUCAAAGGGGCAGAAAAAGGAGUUCAAAAUCCAUUUCACUAAUUAUUUAGUUGGGAUUUGGCUUUUCCUGGCAUGACUUCAUAUAGUUGCAAUACCUGUGUACAAAUAAGAAGCCUGAGGAAAGAGGCAAAAUUUCUUCUGUAUCCAAAAAGCAACAACACUAGGCAGUUUAAACCUUCAAGCCUGUAGGCUUUAGACUCUUGUGAUCCUGCCAUGUAUAUGUUCCUUCGUGAUCACGACGUUCCCGAGGGAUGCCCGUUUUCUGCCUAGUCCCCGUAUCUGCCUGCUCUUCCUUAGUAGGGGCUCACCACGGCCUUUCUCCUGCUCUGUCAUUGUUCCCACAGUUCUGUUCUUUCCUAGUCUAUUUCCCACCUAUUAAAUUCUAAAAACCCUGUCUGCAUGGUGGACAGCCUUGCGCCUUUUCCUUCUUUUCUGUGGUAUUGUAUGUGACAGGCUCAGCUUUCACUACUGACAUUUCUUUCAAACGAAUCCUAUCCGCACUGGCUUUCGCUCCCCUCUGCAUUCUUCAGAGUACCUGUUGUCCAGGUUUUAUCUACCUCAGAAAAGCCUGCUAGAAAAUCGUUGUGAAAUAACUCCUGCUCUUAAAAGCCAGGUAGAAAAUUUGAAAACUUUAAAAAAAAACCAAACCACUUCAGUGUGGCACAUAUGCUUAACACACAGGUUGUCCUUCACCGCCCCCUCCCCCCACUUUACCUGAUCAACAAGAAGAAGAAAGAGAUGCUAAGAAAAGUGCAUGGUAUCGGGACUGACUGACCAGUGUAUCCGGCACCACUCUGGUGCCUGCCAUUGUUCGUCUUGAGUUUUCUCCUUUUGCCAACUUUUCCUCGCUGAGAUUCAAGGUAGUAAUUAGAGUCAGGUAAGCAGAGGAAGGAGCACAGGUAGAAAUGGCGCUCACUCUCCCUCACAUCGUAAGGAAAGCAUCGUUACAUUGUGUGUUCUGGAAGAUGAGAGGUACAUCACGGAUAUAAAAAACAUUACAGAUUUUGUCAUGUAUUAGGAAAGAGUGACAUAAGCACUAAGAGAUAGUACCCAUUUUCCCACCUAAGCUUCAAGGGAACAGGAGAAAACACAGAUUUCUAAAGAGAUACCAAAGACACGUUGAGAUUCAUGUUUUGCUGGCUCUAGUUCUUGUUUGGGUGUUUGUUUCCUUUUCUUAGUGGCCAUGCUUUGUCAGACAAAUGUUCCUGUUGAUCUGCAGUACUAACACACUGUCUGCCUAUUAACAGUGACCAAUGGUUCUGGGAGAAAAGAUACUUAAAUUCUAACUCAGUGCUUUAGCUAGGUAAUUAGCAAAAAAAAAAAAGCGAUAGUUACAUGGGAUCAAAGGGUAAAUUCCCUCAUUGCUGGAUCACUGUGCUACCUCAGAGCUAGCGUUUACUGCCCUUUGUAGCAGGCUGACACACAAAGAAAAUAUUUGACUUUAUUACUUGGAAUGCCAGCAGGAAGUUAGUGUAACUGAAGGUAUAGGAAUCCUUGCAAUUGUUUUCCAACAGAACAGUGAUUCUGGUUAGAGCUCUUCUUGACAGGGAAGUGUUUUAUAAAUACUGGAUGUUACCGAGGAGGGGAUACUGGAGUGCAUCACCCUCUCUGGAAAGCUUUAAAAAUGUCUUACACAUUGAGGAUAGUUCCUAGGGUCCUGCUUGGAAACAGGUUGUUGAAUGAAUGUCACAAAAGCGCACCCAGGACCUAGCACGGAGUAGAGAUGUCCUCAUUUGCACUAGGGAAAGAGAGUUGGAAGAGUGGGUUUCAGGAGCCCUUUGACCUGUCUUCAGCACCUUCCCUACCAAGAAGAACCUACGCCUGCAUUUUCCAUAUCCUUAGUUUAGUUAUGGAAAAGAAAUUGCAGGAUGUACGUACCUCCCUCACAGCCAGCUUGUUCAACAUCCUCUUUGCCUCUCUGUCAGCUAUGAUAGUUCUUGAACAAACUGGUAGAUUUUAUAGCUGUUGGCCCCUUGCAUGGGUCAUGGAAGCUGUAUAAUUGCUUGUCCUGGUGCAUCCCAUCUGUUCUCUCUAAAUACUGUGUGGAAUAGGAAGGAGUUUUAGAAGGUUUUGAUCAACCAGCCCCCUCAACCAAAAUGUACCAUCCAAAAUUAGCCUGUCAAUCUGUAAAUGUGGAGCCUAGACUACUUGACGAUAGCCAUUUAAAUUUGGAAGUUAGACUCUUAAAGGUCAGUGAGUGAGGCUUAGGGAUAUAAGCCACAGUUGACACCAGAUACUCUUCUGGUUUACUAAAACACUGAGACAGAAAUAAAUCCCAGAGUGCUUAUCCACUUGUGGUUGCGGCUUUGCAUUUCAAGGGGAGUGUGCAUGCUCCAUCUUAAACACGCAGCCUUUAUUGCCUGUUUUGUAGGCUGCCCAGGCUCCCAGAGUGUGCAGGGUUGCUGCAGUAGCGGAUAACUAGGUUCUUUGCAGACCACGCUAAAAUGAAGCAGCUGUGCCACUUAGGAUUGGUCUGGCAUAAUGGGAUAAGAAUGUAGAUUAAUUCUUAAAUGGCAAUGAUUUCUUCUCUCUUCUGUGAGGGUUUCUCUAUCCCUGGCCACCUUAUAUGUUCUAAAUUUGAAGAAGUCCAUGCCAUUUGGGGCAUGUAAUACAAAAUUCUUACCUGCGUUAGGUAGGCUUCUGUAACAUGCCCACAGUAGAUACGAAAGAAAUAUGCUAUAAACUGAAUUAACUGGUCCCCUCAUUAAUUUGUUAUGGCCUUAUUUACUCAUAGGGAUGAUAGUUUCUUUAUCCAUCUUUGAAAAUGAUUUCCUGUCUUCUUUCACAGUAGUCUAAAAUUUAUUAUUUUGAUUUUUAUCGUGCAGUCUUGCCCUGCAUUGUGAUGGUCUCCCUGUGCUAUUUUUUAUAUGCAGUAGAGCCUGUCUUCAAGCCUCUUAUUCCCUGGUGUGUAGAGGAUAGACCAUUAUACCAAGAAUCAAAAGAGCAGAUUCUACUCCCACUUUCACCCCUUUCCAGCCGUGGAAACUUGAACAAGUCACUUAACCUGUCUAGGGCAUCAGUUUCCCCUUAUCCGUAAAGCAGAGAUUGUAACACCUUCCCCCUCAGUCUCGCAGCAGUAUGAGGAGAGUGAAAUAAGAUAAUAAAGGAUGGGAAAUUGUAAGUUCUCUUCGAAUGCAAAUGUGUAUGACUUUAUUAUUGUUUCAUGUUGAACCUAAACUCCCAGUACCCGUGCCAGCAUUUAGAGUACCAUACUGUCCCCAGGGAGAACCAAGUGGCAAAUGAAAAUCUCAGUUAGACCUAAUUUGAGUUAGACAAAUGUAAGUAGAAGACAUUCCUUUUAUUACACUGAACAUUGGUCGUAUGGAAAGCUUGAUAUCUGGACUUUAGCCUUUCAAGCUUUGCCUAGAAUUGAAAGUACAUGUUGCUAUGACUAGUGGUUGCUUUUGUUUUACAAAUUCCUGCUAAUAACAGCUACCAUUAUUGAGG
Molecule: messenger RNA, 5800 nt
Organism: Rhinolophus ferrumequinum (greater horseshoe bat)
Lineage: Eukaryota; Metazoa; Chordata; Mammalia; Chiroptera; Rhinolophidae
Gene: NECTIN3
Product: nectin cell adhesion molecule 3
Exons: 9
Coding region: 421-1959 (512 amino acids)
Biological process (GO): symbiont entry into host cell; homophilic cell-cell adhesion; heterophilic cell-cell adhesion
Cellular component (GO): adherens junction; apical junction complex
Source: RefSeq, a predicted model, not a curated record